AAUAAACAUAACCUCAACAUUUAUUGUUGAUACUCGAUGACGAAAAUCCGUAUUUACUUGGGAUAGGGCAUUUUGGGGCUCAAAAAUAAGAAAAAAUGGAUGGUGCUCCAAAAAGGGGUCGCGGUAGAGGUAGGGGCGGUCGUGGACGUGGUAGGGGGCGAGGACGGGGCCGCGGAAGAGGCAAAAAAGCGGUGAAAGUGAUCGAAAGCGACGAGGAAAUUGAGACCCCGGAAAAUUCUCAGGAGCCUUCAGAAGAGCCCCAACCCGAACCCCCCGUGCUUGAAGAGCCAGGCCCUCCACCAAUUGACUUGGAAGCAGAUAUAUCACAGCUUGAAGCUCCAACAUUUACAACAAUUAAUAGAGGCCCUCCAGAGCCUAUGCUAAGACUUAACUGGGAUCAUAAAGUUAAUUUAAUAGGAGAAAAGGUGUUAAACCCCAUGAUACACUGCUGUGAUACAUGUUUGAAACCAAUUUUGAUUUAUGGCAGAAUGAUCCCUUGUAAGCAUGUGUUUUGUCUUGCCUGUGGCAGAAAAGAGCAUAAGCAGUGUCCAAGGUGUCUGGAAAAAGUGUCUCGAGUAGAGCAAACUGGUUUGGGUACGGUGUUCAUGUGCACCCACGGUGGUAGUAUGUAUGGGUCCACUGGCUGUAGAAGAACUUAUCUUUCACAAAGAGAUUUGCAGGCCCAUAUAAACCACCGGCAUGUCUCAAGUUUGCAACAAAUUACCACACCACAACCCAUGGAGAUUAUGGAGCCUGAGAGGACCUCACUUCGCCCUAGCAAAGCAAACAUAGUAAAUGACCCCCGGUCUAAUCCUAUGCCGACCACAGGGCGUCGUUCCUCACAAAUUCAAGGUUCAGGUGUUAGAACAAAUCUUAUAACUGUCCCUAUUCAGGAGACAACUCCUCAGCCUAUACCACACGAAACUAUGACCCAAUCACAAAAUUAUUACAACCAGUAUCAGACAGCUAAUACGAUUGCCCAACCCAAUUACGGUCAAUCGAUGGCCCAAAUGCACAUUCCUCCUCCCCAAGUACAGCCUCAGUACUACGCAACGCCUCCGGCCUACAGCCCGGCCGCUCAAACUUACCCGGCUUAUACAGGCGCUCAACCUGCGGCUCCGCCGACCCAAUAUAUACAGUCGACAGUGGUGGCGCCUAGGGUCGCCCAACAGUACGACUACAAUGCCGCGUCAACGCAAUGGACUAACAACCAACAGUACUACAGAUAGUGACAGAUUGAGAACUACAGAUUGUAGUUUUAGGCUUUACGAUAUAAUUAAGAGAGGAAUUAAACGUUAUAAAUAGGAUGUAA
This is a messenger RNA of Anthonomus grandis grandis, 1312 nucleotides long. RefSeq names its product E3 ubiquitin-protein ligase Hakai (gene Hakai). Gene Ontology annotation, molecular function: ubiquitin protein ligase activity. The transcript has 5 exons. The record is from RefSeq and is a predicted model, not a curated record. Gene Ontology annotation, biological process: protein ubiquitination; regulation of cell adhesion. NCBI's taxonomy places the organism in Eukaryota, Metazoa, Arthropoda, Insecta, Coleoptera, Curculionidae. Bases 96 to 1229 code for a protein of 377 amino acids.